Molecule: messenger RNA, 507 nt
Organism: Protopolystoma xenopodis
Lineage: Eukaryota; Metazoa; Platyhelminthes; Monogenea; Polystomatidea; Polystomatidae
Source: the annotation of a GenBank genome assembly
GUGAAUGGGAGUGUAUAUCUCGUCCACAACUGGGGCAAUGCCCGAGGUCGCAUCCACCUGGAGGCGAACUCAGGCCAGAUAUAUUUGAUAUCACCUGAUAAAAAAAGGUCAGGCCGCCAAAUUCAGCCGCAUUUACACAAAGUUGAAAACAACGAAACCAGGCAAGAGCAAGUCGACGCACGCUCGGCUAGUGGCCACUUUGGUGGGUACUCCGAACGGCGCGAACUUGUAGACUCAAACGAUCUGAAAAAUGACAAUACAAAUGUCUGCAGCUUCGGCGAGGAAGUCGGGGUUACAGAGUCAACAAAGUGCCAAUUGACUUCCGAGAUUUUGGCUUUUGGUGUGGUGGGGUUUCGAGCAUGGUCAGAAGAUAGCAUCAAUAAUGACAAUGUAGGCAACGAGAGUACUCUCCUUCUUCAUGAGCAGCCGGUGGCUGUGUAUGCUCAGGUAGGCGAUAUUAAUAUGUUUCUCUAUCCCCCAUUAUGUUGUUUCGCCUCAAAGAAUUGA